AUGCAGACGCUCCCGGUUCUGCUCCUCGUCGUUGCAGCCAGCCUACCAACGGCGGAAAGCCUUGGGUUCUGGCGUCCUAACCUGCCAGAGCCAUCGACAGAGCUCGGAUUCAACGACAGCAGUCUCGUAUUACCGAGAGCGAACCGAUGGCCACGGCCGCAGCUGACGCCGGUAGUCAUGGAUUCAGAUGCCGUCGCAAAGAGACUAGAGCAGAGAGACACUGUCACGGCCGGGACCAUAGGCAAGAACACCUGCGGAUUAUUCACCCUCUCUAAAGAGACGGAUCCGGAGAUACGAACGCGCCUUUGCGUUGAGCCAGACACCAGCUGCAUCGUUCAAAAGGAUUAUCUGUUCUGCGGAACGAACCCAAUCGUCUCCUGUUUGCCUCAAAGUAACCCCUUGUGCGGCUCAUCUCCAUCUCAAACUCGUGGAAAGGAUACGAUUUGCUGCACGUCAACAGACGGCUUCAACGGGGAGUGUCAGCAGUUCGUCAGGAAAGAGGGUACUCAGAGCAAGAAGCUCUGGGGAUGUCGCGAGACUGGCUUGCCGUGGGAUCCCAUUGUCUACCUGUAUACCGCAUCGUCCAAUCUGCUUCCUGCAGUUCCUGUCACCACCACGCCUUCUUCUUCUUCAGCAGAGACACGAACCACAUCCGUGCCAAACUCCUCCUCUACAGCCUCAGACGACACGCCCACCGCUUCCGUCCCAUCGGGCCCAACACUCUCAACAGCCUCCUCGACAAGCGCACCGACGCCUGAGCCUUCCAGCGGCGGCGGUGGCGCAGCUCCAUCGAGCGGCUCUCAGACGGGUGCCAUCAUCGGUGGCGUCCUCGGCAGCGUAACCAUCCUCGCCAUCGCCGGCUGCGUCGCUACCUGGCUCGUCGUGAGACGGAGACGAGCGACGACGGUUCGGGGAGAAUCGAGGGGCGGCGGUCGCGUCUCGCCGUCUCCCAGCCACGAGCUUGUUGGCGAUCAGCCGUGUGUGUCUCCGAACCCGAAAGAAGGAGGCGGAGGAGGGGAGCAGUGGGACUAUCAGCCCAUGUCGCCCUUGUCACCCGCGUCCUCGUCUGCGCAACGGGAUGUGUUUCAGGCGCCGGCGAGCGAUUCGAUAGGGAGCGCUAUGAAGCCUGCCGAGCUGGGUUGA
Colletotrichum phormii is the source of this 1143-nucleotide messenger RNA. RefSeq lists its product as uncharacterized. The transcript is spliced from 3 exons. The coding region runs from base 1 to 1143 and encodes 380 amino acids. The record is from RefSeq and is a predicted model, not a curated record. Lineage: Eukaryota; Fungi; Ascomycota; Sordariomycetes; Glomerellales; Glomerellaceae.